AUGAAGACUUUUGCGCUGAUCUCGAUUGCCCUGGGCUUGCCCGGCGCGAUCGCUGCUGGUGGGUUUAAUUCCGAUGAUAUCACAUUCGCGGGUGUGCAACGAGCCCUCCCCAAUGCGCCCGACGGGUACGUGCCGACAUCUGUCAGCUGCCCAGCGGACCGACCGACAGUUCGCAGCGCAGAGAAGCUGUCCUCGAACGAGACAUUAUGGCUUAAAAUCCGCCGCGGUAAGACCCUGUCGGCGAUGAAGGAUUUCUUCGGACAUGUGAAGGUCGGUGAUUAUGACGUCGCCGGCUACCUCGAUAAACACUCUGGGAACUCGUCGAGUCUUCCCAAUAUCGGCAUUGCCGUCUCGGGUGGUGGAUGGCGUGCGUUGAUGAACGGCGCUGGUGCGGUCAAGGCUUUCGACAGCCGGACGUACAAUUCGUCGGCCACUGGGCAUCUGGGUGGUCUGCUGCAGUCUGCUACCUAUAUUUCUGGUCUCAGUGGAGGCAGCUGGUUGCUGGGUUCGAUCUAUAUCAAUAACUUCACUACGGUCGACAAGCUCCAGACGCACAAGGAUGGUGCCGUCUGGCAGUUUGGCAACUCGAUCCUCGAGGGUCCUGAUACUGGUGGUAUCCAGCUUUUGGAUUCCGCCAGUUAUUACAAGGAACUUGCUGACGCUGUCGACUCGAAGAAGAAGGCUGGCUUUGAUACUUCUCUGACUGAUAUCUGGGGCCGCGCACUCUCCUAUCAAAUGUUCAAUGCUACCAAUGGUGGAAUCAGCUAUACCUGGUCUUCCAUUGCCGACACCCCCGCGUUCCAGGAUGGAGAUUACCCCAUGCCGUUUGUUGUCGCCGAUGGCCGUAACCCCGGUGAGCUGGUCGUUGGCGGCAAUGCGACCGUCUAUGAGUUCAACCCGUGGGAGUUUGGCACCUUUGAUCCUACUAUCUUUGGUUUCGUUCCCCUCAAGUACCUGGGCUCCAAGUUCGAGGCUGGCUUGCUCCCGAAAAACGAGAGCUGCAUCAGCGGUUUCGACAACGCUGGUUUUGUGAUCGGAACCUCCUCCACACUCUUCAACCAGUUCCUUCUCCAGAUCAACACCACUUCGCUCCCCGACUUCGUGAAGAAUGUGUUCAACAGCAUCUUGCACGGGCUAGACAAAGAUCAAAACGACAUCGCUUCGUACGAUCCCAACCCCUUUUACAAAUACAACCCGCACUCGUCGCCGUAUGCUGCGCAAGAAAUGCUGGACGUCGUCGACGGUGGCGAGGAUGGACAGAACGUUCCUUUGCAUCCGCUUAUCCAGCCCGAGCGCCAUGUCGAUGUCAUCUUCGCCGUCGACUCCUCGGCCGAUACUGAUUAUUUCUGGCCAAACGGCACAUCGCUGGUUACAACCUACCAGCGUAGUCUGAACUCCAGCGGUAUCGGCAAUGGAACUGCCUUCCCUGCGGUUCCAGAUCAGAACACCUUCAUCAACCUGGGCCUCAGCACCCGUCCAUCUUUCUUUGGCUGUGAUAGUGCCAACCAGACCGGACCCACGCCUCUUGUCGUGUACAUCCCCAAUGCCCCUUACUCCUACCAUUCCAACAUCUCAACCUUCCAACUCAGCACCGACGACUCCGAGCGUGACAAGAUCAUCCUCAAUGGCUACGAGGUUGCCACUAUGGGCAACAGCACCCUGGACGCCGACUGGACGUCCUGUGUUGGCUGUGCUAUCCUCAGCCGCUCGUUCGAGCGCACGGGUACCACUCUCCCAGAUAUCUGUAACCAAUGCUUUGACCGAUACUGCUGGAACGGCACUGUGAACUCCACCAGACCGACAUCUUACGAUCCAGCUUAUUACCUGCAGGUGGCUGAUAGUAUGGCCUCGGUGAAUUUGCCCACCGUGCUGUCGACGGUUGUCGCAGCCGGCCUGGCAAUGCUCAUCCUGGUGUAA
This is a messenger RNA of Penicillium concentricum, 1917 nucleotides long. Its product is annotated as lysophospholipase family protein. The transcript has 3 exons. Gene Ontology annotation, molecular function: A2-type glycerophospholipase activity. NCBI's taxonomy places the organism in Eukaryota, Fungi, Ascomycota, Eurotiomycetes, Eurotiales, Aspergillaceae. Gene Ontology annotation, cellular component: intracellular membrane-bounded organelle; cytosol. Bases 1 to 1917 code for a protein of 638 amino acids. Gene Ontology annotation, biological process: glycerophospholipid catabolic process. The record is from RefSeq and is a predicted model, not a curated record.